This is a messenger RNA of Rhizopus microsporus ATCC 52813, 1081 nucleotides long. Its product is annotated as phosphatases II. The coding region runs from base 224 to 820 and encodes 198 amino acids. Gene Ontology annotation, cellular component: nucleus. Gene Ontology annotation, molecular function: protein tyrosine phosphatase activity. Gene Ontology annotation, biological process: protein dephosphorylation. The record is from RefSeq and is a predicted model, not a curated record. The transcript has 3 exons. NCBI's taxonomy places the organism in Eukaryota, Fungi, Mucoromycota, Mucoromycetes, Mucorales, Rhizopodaceae.
UAACACACAAAAAAAAGAAUAGAAGAAAGGAAAAAAGAAAGAUAUCAUUCUUUAUUUUCCUUUGUCAAAAAGCUAUUUUUUUCUUUAUAAACUUAUGCAUUAUAUCCUUCAACUGUUAACACCUCAGAUUCCUAACGUACUUUGCGGCGGCUGUGCAGCAUUCUCAUUUACCAUUGCUCAAUAUCCUCAAGACUCUGAUCCCGGAUAAUUACUAUUAUAAACCAUGGUCAAUCAACGUACUGGAUCUCCACUCGGACGUAUGCUCUCACUGAUCGAAGUUCCAUCUGUCUCUCUCAAAUUCCUCAUUCUUGACUGUCCAACUGAAAGCACUUUACCUUAUUAUCUCGAAGAAUUCAAGCGAAAUCAAGUUCGACAUAUCGUUCGAUGUUGUCAACCUACUUAUAAUACAUCUCUAUUACAACAAGAAGGCAUUCAAGUGCAUGAUCUACCUUUUAAAGAUGGUGGCGUUCCUCCCGUUCAAGUCGUUCAUGACUGGUUACACCUGAUCGAUACCGAGGAACGUAAACAGGAAUCCGUCACAAUUGCCGUUCACUGUGUGGCCGGAUUGGGACGAGCACCUGUGUUGGUAGCAAUUGCACUGAUUGAAUUUGGUAUGGAACCCUUGGAUGCCAUCGAAUAUAUUAGAAGAAAGAGAAGAGGUGCUUUUAAUAAGCCCCAGAUUGCUUAUCUUGAUCAAUACAAGCGUACUCUUCGUACUAAAUCAAAUCAUAAUUUCAAAAUGUCAUUCAGCCGAAUGUUCAAAUUUGGAAAGAAACAGCAAGAGCCACCUUCUUCUAUUCCACUUAGUAGCUAUGUCUAAUAAAUCAUCAUAAUAAUAAAUCUAACCAAUCAAAUAAAUAAAAUGGCAUUUCUAAAUUUAUCCUCUUUUUUUUCCUUCUUUCUCUUUUUUUUUUGUUUAUAGAUGAAUAACAACAACAACAGUAAAAAGCCAGUUCAGCCAAAUAAGGAAAACGAUAAAGAAGCGGGCAAUAUUCUAUUCAAGAGAUUAUUGUCUGACAAACUAAAUACGAUCGAUGAUCUAAAGCAUGCUCAGGCCAACUUGGAAAAGAAUAUGAAAUAC